AUGGUCGAUAAAAAUAUCCUAAGAGAAAGAUGGUAUCAUGGUUUAUUGCCAAGAGAAGAUAUUCGUGUAAGUUUGAAAUUAUAUUGAAAGAAGAUUGGAUUACUGUAGAUUUUCAGUUAAUGCUCACGAAACCGGGUGAAUAUCUUGUUCGAUCAACUGAACCAGUUGCAGGACAAAAAAGGCAAUAUGUUUUAUCAGCGGUGGCUGAUAAUGAUCAACAGGUAGAAGAAAAUUUAAAAAAUAUUAUCAGCAUAACAUUUAUUUAAAUUUAGCCAACACAUUUUGUACUUCACGAAGCAAAUGGUAAAGUUUUUGUGGAAACAAAAGGAUUUGAAUCAAUUUCAAAACUCAUUGAACAUUAUUUGAAUGAUAAAGAAGUUAUUAUGGCAAAAGGUGGAACUGCAAAAGUUAUUUUAAGAACUCCAGUUAUUCGACAAAAAUGGGAACUUUCACAUGAUGAUGUUACUAUGAAGAAGAAAUUAGGAGAAGGUGCUUUUGGUGAAGUUUGGCGUGGAGUUUUGAUUAGAUUGGAUAAUUCAAGUGUUGUUGAUGUGGCUGUUAAAACUGUAAGAUAAAUAUGAUUUUUGAAAAAAGUUGUAGAAAUCUUUGGAACUUUUUCUUUUUUUUUCAUGUUAUGAUUUUGACCAAAUUGUGGUCAGAAUCCGAUUCAAACAUCUUCAAUUUCUCGAUACCAAUUAAAACAAUCCUAAAUUAAUUUUAGGCAAAACUUGAAUCGAUGAACAAAGAACAAAUCAAAGAAAUAAUGCACGAAGCCCGUUUAAUGCGUAAUUUGGAUCAUCCAAAUGUUGUCAAAUUUUAUGGAGUUGCUGCUGGACAAGAACCACUUUAUGUUAUAAUGGAAUUAGCUGAUGGCGGAGCACUUGAUUCAGCACUUCAAAAAAACAAAUUUCCAAUGGCCAAAAAAAUGGAAUUGAUUUAUCAAGCUUCUUGUGGUGUUGCUUAUAUUCAUGAAAUGAAUUUAUUGCAUCGAGAUAUUGCAGCUAGAAAUUGUUUAUAUGGCGGAGGACAAGUUAAAAUUUCUGAUUUUGGUUUAUCGCGAGAAGGAAAAGAAUAUAAAAUGGAUUUGUCAAAAAAAGUUCCAAUUAGAUGGUUGCCACCAGAAACAAUUAAAACAGGAAUUUAUACACAAAAAGUGGAUGUUUUUGCAUUUGGUAUAAUGGCUUGGGAAAUAACUGAAAAUGGAAAAGAACCCUAUCCUGGUUUAAGAGUUGCGGAAGUUGUUGGAAAAGUUAUGACUGGUUAUCGAAUGCCGUUUGCACCAGAAGUUGAAAAAUCAUUUGCUAAUUUUAUAAAUGAUAAAUGUUGGCCUGAAAAUCCAGAUAAUCGCCUUUUUAUGAAAGAUAUUCAAAAUCAUCUCAAAUCCAAUUACAUGAAAAAUUCGGUAAGUCUCAAUUAGGAUUAUCAUAUAAAAUAUAAAUAAUAAAUAAAUUUCAGUUCCUGAAAAAAGCUAAAAAUUCUUCAUUGGUUCGAAGUUUCCAUCGUCAAAAGAAAGAUGGAAGUGUCAUGCAAAAGAAAGAAAGUAGUGUCAUGCAAAAAUCAUCCGCAUCAAAAGUUGAAUAA
Molecule: messenger RNA, 1581 nt
Organism: Caenorhabditis angaria
Lineage: Eukaryota; Metazoa; Nematoda; Chromadorea; Rhabditida; Rhabditidae
Source: the annotation of a GenBank genome assembly